Messenger RNA from Carassius auratus (goldfish), 1193 nucleotides. Its product is annotated as zinc finger BED domain-containing protein 4-like. The record is from RefSeq and is a predicted model, not a curated record. The coding region runs from base 24 to 1193 and encodes 389 amino acids. Gene Ontology annotation, molecular function: DNA binding. The transcript is spliced from 4 exons. NCBI's taxonomy places the organism in Eukaryota, Metazoa, Chordata, Actinopteri, Cypriniformes, Cyprinidae.
AGACAUUAAUAGAAUAGAGAGAAAUGGAGGCUCCACAGAAGAGAUGCCGUAAAUCUGUGGUGUGGGAGCAUUUCCAUUUGGAAACCCCAAAUAAAGUGAGAUGUAUGUAUUGUGAUAGGCAGCUAGCCUACUUCAACAAUACAUCAUCCAUGAUGCGCCAUUUGAGGAGCACUCAUCCUGCCAUUUUGCAGUGUGCAGAGGAUGGUAACAUUCCCCCUGUACCUAGGCCUGCUACUGACACUGCUGGGCCAUCUAAACAAGGCAGACAGAGGGAAUUGGAUGAGGCUCUUGUAGACAUGGUGGUAAAGGAUUUGCAGCCCUUCACUAUCGUGGAGGAUGAGGGUUUCAUGGCUUUUGUGAACAAACUUGAUCCAAGCUAUGUCCUCCCAUCCCGGAAGGCACUUAAAACGAUGGUAACCGAAAGGUACAACAUUUCUAAGGAGAAGACAAUGGAGGACCUAAAAAAGGCAGAUUUUGUUAGCCUUACAGCUGACAUGUGGUCCUCCAUUAAUAUGGACGGAUACCUUGGUGUUACUUGCCACUACAUAACACCAGAGGCAAAGCUGGCAACUGUUGUACUGGGUGUAAGGAGGUUUUACCAAACACAAACAGCCCAGCAUCUCAUGGAGGCUAAAGCUUUGCUAAUGGCCGAGUGGGGAAUAACCACCAAAGUUCAGUGUAUGGUGACUGAUAAUGCAUCCAACAUGAUCUUAAGUGCCCAGCUACUGAACCUUCGGCAUGUCCCAUGUUUUGCCCACAAUUUAAAUUUAAUUGUAAAAAAGGCCCUAGAUCAAACCCCACUCAUCAAUGAAAUACGACAGAAAGCCAGAAAGAUAGUGGGGUUAUUUAGAUCCAGCUGCAAAGCAAAGGACAAGCUUGUGGAGAUGCAGGGCUUGAUGGGCAGACCAGCUCUGAAACUGAUGCAGGAGGUGGACACAAGAUGGAACAGCACUUACGACAUGUUGCAGCGCUUGUAUGAGCAACGAGAGCCAGUGGGCACAUACCUGCAAGAAGGUCUGCACUCAAGAUGUGGUGGGUACGAGUCAUUCAGAGCCUUGGCUCUGGCUACUCUGCUGGACCCAAGGUUCAAAAAUGUGGGUUUUGGAAAUCCUGCCAAAGCCCAGGAGGCUGAAAAGCAGAUCACACUGGAGUGUGCUUCGCUGAUGCGUUCAAACACAGCAACUCCUGUUUAG